Messenger RNA from Pezoporus occidentalis (night parrot), 943 nucleotides. RefSeq names its product general transcription factor IIIC subunit 6 (gene GTF3C6). Gene Ontology annotation, cellular component: transcription factor TFIIIC complex. The record is from RefSeq and is a predicted model, not a curated record. NCBI's taxonomy places the organism in Eukaryota, Metazoa, Chordata, Aves, Psittaciformes, Psittacidae. The transcript has 6 exons. Gene Ontology annotation, biological process: transcription by RNA polymerase III. Bases 251 to 835 code for a protein of 194 amino acids.
UGUGGGCCCGGCGCAGCCCCCUCUCCCUUCUGCUGGCACUGAGCUAUCCGGAGCGGGAUGCCUGUCAGGUGCCCGCGAAGGGACGUGCGCCCGCCCUCCUGUGGGCUGCCGCGGCCAAGCACUUGCUAUGAGGCCUCGGUGGAAGAGGGGCUGGCUUUCCUCCUCUCACUGUGUCCCUGUCUCUCCAUGCCCCCGGUAACCGCUUUCCGCCGUCGUGCCGCCGCUUGGCGGAGGGUUGGAGCAGCUGGUCAUGGUGGAACUGUCAGGAAUUAUUGAUUCAGACUUCCUAGAGAAAUGUGAAAACAAAUGCAAGAUUUUGGGAAUAGAGACAGAGAAACCCAUUUUACAAGUGGACAGAUAUGUAUUUGCAGGAGAAUAUGAAGAUACGCUGGGAACCUGUGUGGUUUUUGAAGAGAACACAGAGCAUGUAGAUGCAGAAGGCAACCAAAAAGUACAGCUGAAAUACAAGUGCCACACAGUGAAGAAGUUGAACAUGACACGGACACUUUUGACAGAAAAGAAGGAAGGAGAAGAGAAUGUUGGUGGAGUGGAGUGGUUACAGAUCAAGGACCGGGAUUUUUCCUACAGCAGGCCUAAUACGAUAUGCAGCUUCCUGCGUGAAAAAGAUUCUGAGGAGUCCACUCAGGCCCACGACAAAUUGACGGAAGAGUUAGAGGGAGAAGUGAGUGGUGGGGGAAAUUCUGACGUGAAUUGUGAUCUGGAGAAGCAGCACAGCUUGGAAAUGGAUGUCUCAAUUCCUCUGCCUGACAGCCCUGCUUCUGGGGCAGAGGAUUCUCCUUCUGGAAGUGUUGCCUUAGAUGAUGCUCCUCCAUGAUACUAGCUCUGAUCUUUUCAGGACUUGUUCAUGGAGUUAAUGGGCCAACUUCUAUAGGCCAUGACAUGAUUUCAAAUUUAUCUGAGCAAUUAAUAGUGGAAAAAUGGA